AUGCUACUUGAGUCCCUCGAUUUGAUUGAAAAGAACUUUGGCGAGAAACUCGUGAAGGAGCCGCCAGCUACGGCCCAACUUCCCUCACCGUUCCCCAUGAAAACUAUUCUCGUGGCUUGGGUUGCUCAACGUCGCCAAACACCGCCAGACCAGCGAGUACGGCGUAGCACAUUCGAAGAGGCACGCAAGGCGGAACAGUUUGAGAUUUGA
Molecule: messenger RNA, 210 nt
Organism: Laccaria bicolor S238N-H82
Lineage: Eukaryota; Fungi; Basidiomycota; Agaricomycetes; Agaricales; Hydnangiaceae
Exons: 2
Coding region: 1-210 (69 amino acids)
Source: RefSeq, a predicted model, not a curated record